Messenger RNA from Annulohypoxylon truncatum, 747 nucleotides. Its product is annotated as V-snare-domain-containing protein. Gene Ontology annotation, cellular component: late endosome membrane; SNARE complex; ER to Golgi transport vesicle membrane. Bases 1 to 747 code for a protein of 248 amino acids. The transcript is spliced from 2 exons. Gene Ontology annotation, biological process: vesicle fusion; endoplasmic reticulum to Golgi vesicle-mediated transport. Lineage: Eukaryota; Fungi; Ascomycota; Sordariomycetes; Xylariales; Hypoxylaceae. The record is from RefSeq and is a predicted model, not a curated record. Gene Ontology annotation, molecular function: SNARE binding; SNAP receptor activity.
AUGGCCAAGAAUACGCAAUUCAACUCGGCGCUCAAGCAGUCUACCUCUAUAAAACGAGACCUGACCAGCAUCACCUCAGCCCCUGAUGGCGCGCCUCCCACUCCCGCCGCGCUGGGCUCCCUCUCCGCCUCCCUGACGGCAUUUUCGCGAACGCUAGACGAAUACAACGCGCUAGCGAAGCAGGAGCUCAACCCGGCCAAGCAGGAGAAGGCGUACGAGCGGAUCAAGAACUUCCGGUCCGAGCUGUCGUCGUUCCGGACACAGCUCGACGAGUUGAAGACGCGGCGCGAAGAUGCGCUGCAUUCGCAAAACCGGUCGGAACUUCUCGGCCGAAGACCCUUCGCAACCGCGACGCCCGAGAACCCGUACGCGAACAUGCCGCCGCAGACUUCUCCCUCGGUCCCGCCAAAUCGGUACGGCAGCGGGGGAAGUCAGCUUAGCAUGGGCAGCAACGACUAUACCCGAGAAUCGCACGCGUUGCGCGAACAGACCUUCUUCGCGAACACCAACACCGCUCUAGACGAGUAUAUCGCGCGGGGACAGGCCGUGCUCGGGGAUCUAGGCACGCAGCGGGAGAUGCUCAAGAACACGCAGAAGAGAUUAUAUAGCGUCGCUAAUACGCUCGGCGUCAGCGGAGACACCAUACGCAUGAUCGAGAGGAGGGCCAAACAAGACAAGUGGAUCUUCUGGGGCGGAGUGGUGGUGUUUUUCGGCUUUUGCUGGCUGUGUCUGCAUUACCUCCGAUAG